GUGAGAAUGAACUCCAAUUUGAAGAUGAUUCGGUCCCUGCUGAGGGAGAUUAGGGCGAUAUCGAGUGAGGGGAAGAUCAAGGAUAAUAUUGCUGUGCAGUAUGUGAUGGAGCAGGCCAGGGCGCACAGGGAGACGUCGGAGACUCUCUGCAAGGCUCGGGAGGAGAUGGAGCACUUGGCGGAGACGUACAACUGUUAUUUGGCGUCGUUGAGGAGUUACAAACAGAUUAAUACGGAGUAUGCUGGGGCUGGGGAGAGGAGCGUCAGGGAGACGGCUGAUUUAGUUGGGUUCAAGCUUCCACAUGAUCCCAAGUGAAUUAAACAGUUAUCUAUUGUGAGUUGGAUUUGUAAUCGUAGAUGAGGUAUUAUUUGUAUUAAAGAUAUGAUGAGUUUAGUAUGCAA
Molecule: messenger RNA, 401 nt
Organism: Diachasma alloeum
Lineage: Eukaryota; Metazoa; Arthropoda; Insecta; Hymenoptera; Braconidae
Product: protein FMC1 homolog
Exons: 1
Coding region: 7-315 (102 amino acids)
Cellular component (GO): mitochondrion
Source: RefSeq, a predicted model, not a curated record